Messenger RNA from Triticum dicoccoides, 1443 nucleotides. RefSeq lists its product as uncharacterized. NCBI's taxonomy places the organism in Eukaryota, Viridiplantae, Streptophyta, Magnoliopsida, Poales, Poaceae. Bases 197 to 1270 code for a protein of 357 amino acids. Gene Ontology annotation, cellular component: chloroplast. The transcript is spliced from 4 exons. The record is from RefSeq and is a predicted model, not a curated record.
AACAACUACCCAACCAAUCCCUCCCUCUCGGAGUAGCCUCCCACACCGCCCCCCUCCUCGGCCAUCCUCAUCUCGCCUGUGCUCUCCACACGACCACACCAAAAAAUCCAGACCUGCCCGCCCGCCUCUCCUCGCCUCCUCGUCUGCCUCCUCUCCUGCGCUUCAGUUUCCAGGCUAGGUUGCUGUUGUUGUUCACAUGGAUUCCUUUUUCCAAAGAGCUUUCGGCGACCCAAUGUGCUCGGAAGACAGUAAUGUUGUCCAACAAGGAAUUGAUAAAUGCCCAUUCCUGAGGAACAUCAACGAGCCUACAAGUUUUUCCUUGACAUCCAUUAAUUUCCCCGCUCCGGCAACCGGAGCCAAGGGUCCAAUUUUUGAAGACGGGCCCAACUUUGACACGGCGUUUCGAGUUUUCCAUGGCAGAGACGGGGUUGUUCCACUUUCAGAAGGAGCCUUUGCACAUAUUGAGAAGCCUCUGCCAAAGCCCACUCCUGAAUUUAACCCCUUGGCAGCCAAAGCAGCUACCAUCAGUCUCUCGGGAUUCGGAGGCUUUUUCAGCUUCGGUGAUUUCUCAAACAAGCGCAAUAAGCAGAACUCCAACAAGAAGAAUCCCAACAACCUCCCCCAGAAUAAAGGCCAGUCUAAUAACAAUCAUGAAGCGAUGAGCAAUGACUGGCUGGAAAAUGGUCAAUGCCCUCUUGCAAAGUCAUAUAGAGCAAUUGGUGGAGUCGUGCCUCUUGUCGCAAAGCUGCUGACACCCCCAGCUGGUAUGAAACUGACGUGCCCUCCUGCGAUUGUUGCUGCCCGUGCAGCAAUAUCCCGCACGGCGUUUGCGAAGGGGCUUCGCCCUCAGCCCCUACCGACAAAAGUAGUGGUGAUCGCACUGCUCGGUAUGGCAGCAAAUGUUCCUCUUGGCAUCUGGAGGGAGCACACUACAAAGUUUUCAGUGCAGUGGUUUGCGGCGGUCCAUGCUGCAGUGCCUUUCAUAGGGAUGCUGAGGAAGUCCAUCCUGAUGCCGAAGAGCGCCAUGGCCCUUACCAUAGCUGCCUCGAUAUUGGGUCAGACAAUUGGUUCAAGAGCUGAACGUAUCAGAUUGAAGAGGGCAAAAUUAGCAGCAGAGGGCCAUGGCCAUGAACAUGCUACCCGGAUUGAAGCUCCGGUGAACCUGAAAACUGGGAGCUCUGGUGCUGUCCAGCUCUGGGACCCGCUUGGCCUCAGAGUCAAAGGCGCCGUGUCCCCAGCCCUGGUUCCGACUGUCGGUGCCAUGUAUUGAUGAGAUGAUCGUGCUUCAUUGCGGCGGUUGUGAGAAUUGUAUCAGAGUUCCAGAAAUUGUUUCUUGUAUUCAUUGUUGUUGUGUCUUGUAAAGGAUUACUGGCUACAUUGGAUUCUUCUCCCCACUAUCAUGAGUUGGGUGCAGUCAAUAAAUUUCACCAUGUUCUUUGGUUU